ACGCUGGCAUCAGCUGACAUUCCCCGAGAGGGCUUCCCCCCACCUGAAGCUGGCGGGUCUGCUUCUCCGGAGAUGGGGGCAGGAAUGGAGGUGGAGAGAGGGCACCCACCUGGCUCACCUCGACCCUGCACCCUCUACUGACAGAGCCUCCUCUACACACACAAGCAGUGAGGGGCCAGGAUCCCAUAGGGCCAGGGAAGGGCACAGAGAUACCCAAACACCGGAAGAGUUUGGGAACUUUCAAUUGCUGAAUGCAGGAGUUUCCCCCCAGUCAGCCUCUGGCCGCUUGAGCCCCACUGCCCCGACCUUCCGGCCACCCCUACCCCACUGCGUCGCUGUCCCCUCCCUGCCUCAGCUCCUCAGGUGCUUGCUAGCUUCAUCAGAAGAUCUGAGCUGUUUCCCCAGCCUCGGACCAACCUCACCCCUCCAGUCCCUUCCUGCAUCUCACACACACACAGCCUCAUGCAUAAUUGAUCUCUCUGUGGAGCCAGGAUGGCCAGGGCUGGUGCCAAGGGCGCCUGUGGGCACUGCUGCGGGACCUGUGUGGACCUCGGCGUGUUCUUGGCCACCUCUUCUCCCGCCCAGUGUCUCCAUCGGCCCAGUCCCCUGCUCUCUCCUGGGCCCCCUCAGGACAAGGUGACAUCCUUCCCCCUCCACCCUGCUCUACAUCCUCAGCAGUGAGUGGCCGCUCCCUUCUCCAUGGACUUCCAAGAGAGGGUCCCUCCCUCCCUGGCCGUGAGCACUCAGUCUGCAAAGCCCAGCAGUGCCCAGCAGGCCUCCGAGCUGUGGGAGGUUGUGGAGGAGCCUCGGGGCCGGCUGGGGGCAGAGGGUAUCAUGCCCGAGAGACAGGAAGGCCACCUGCUCAAGAAGAGGAAGUGGCCACUGAAGGGCUGGCACAAGAGAUACUUUGUGCUUGAGGAUGGGAUCCUUCGCUACGCAACAACUCGGCAAGAUAUCACCAAGGGGAAGCUUCAUGGCUCCAUUGAUGUCCGACGGUCUGUCAUGUCAAUCAACAAAAAGGCCCAGCGCAUUGACCUUGACACCGAAGACAACAUCUACCACCUCAAGAUCAAAUCCCAGGACCUGUUCCAGAGCUGGGUGGCCCAGCUGCGUGCCCACCGCCUGGCCCAGCGCCUGGACGUGCCCCGAGGCUCGCUGCCCAGCACCACUCACCGGAAGGUUCCUGGUGCACAGCUUUCAACAGCGGGUAGUGCCUCGGCUCUACCUGGGCUUGGACCCCGGGAGAAGGUGUCUUCCUGGCUGAGGGACAGUGAUGGGCUGGACCGCUGCUCUCAUGAGCUCUCUGAGUGUCAGGGGAAGCUCCAGGAACUGCACAGACUCCUGCAGAGCCUGGAGUCCCUGCACCGGAUCCCCUCAGCCCCUGUUAUCCCCACACACCAGGCCUCAGUGACAACUGAGAGACCCAAGAAGGGGAAACGGACCAGCCGCAUGUGGUGCACACAGAGCUUUGCCAAGGACGACACCAUUGGACGGGUUGGUCGUCUCCACGGCUCUGUUCCCAACCUGUCUCGCUACCUGGAGUCCCGGGACCCCUCAGGCUCCCGUGGGCUGCCACCCCCAGACUAUGCCCACCUGCAGCGCAGUUUCUGGGCCCUGGCCCAAAAGGUGCACAGCUCCCUCAGCAGUGUCCUGGCCGCCCUCACCGCUGAACGGGACCGACUGAGGGACCUGCACCAGGGCUCAGAGCUGUCAAGGAUGGGGGUCUCUGAGGCCUCAGCUGGCCCGAGGCGCCUCCACUCACUGUCCGUCUCCUCGGACACCACUGCAGACUCCUUCAGCUCCCUCAACCCUGAAGAGCAAGAAGCUCUGUACAUGAAGGGGCGGGAGCUGACCCCCCAGCUGUCCCAGAGCAGCGUCCUGUCCCUCGCUGAUUCCCACACAGAGUUCUUCGAUGCCUGCGAGGUCCUCCUCUCUGCCAGCUCUUCUGAGAAUGAGGGCUCUGAGGAGGAGGAGUCGUGUACCAGUGAAAUCACCACCAGCCUGUCCGAGGAGGUGCUGGACCUCAGGCUUGCUGAGCGCUGCCAGGAAGGAGGGUGUGUUCCAGGGAGAGCUGCAGGGCCACCUCGCCGCCGCUGCUUGCCGGCGGCCAGCGGGCCCGGGGCUGACGUGAGCCUGUGGAACAUACUGCGUAACAACAUCGGUAAGGACCUGUCGAAGGUGUCAAUGCCCGUGCAGCUCAACGAACCGCUCAACACUCUGCAGCGGCUCUGUGAGGAGCUCGAAUACAGCAGCCUCCUGGACCAGGCCAGCCGUAUCGCCGACCCCUGCGAGCGCAUGGUGUACAUUGCAGCCUUUGCUGUCUCUGCCUACUCCUCCACGUACCACCGAGCGGGCUGCAAGCCCUUCAACCCUGUCCUGGGGGAGACCUACGAGUGUGAGCGGCCUGACCGGGGCUUCCGCUUCAUCAGUGAGCAGGUCUCCCAUCACCCCCCCAUCUCGGCGUGCCAUGCAGAGUCUGAGAACUUCAUCUUCUGGCAAGACAUGAAGUGGAAGAACAAGUUCUGGGGCAAAUCCCUGGAGAUUGUGCCUGUGGGGACGGUCAAUGUCAGCCUGCCCAGGUUUGGGGACCACUUUGAGUGGAACAAGGUGACAUCCUGUAUUCACAACAUCCUGAGUGGCCAGCGCUGGAUCGAGCAUUAUGGGGAGGUGCUCAUCCGGAACACGCAGGACAGCUCCUGCCACUGCAAGAUCACCUUUUGCAAGGCCAAGUACUGGAGCUCCAGCGUGCAUGAGGUGCAGGGGGCCGUGUUCAGCCGGAGCGGCCGUGUCCUCCACCGCCUCUUCGGAAAGUGGCACGAGGGGCUGUACCGGGGACCCCCGCCCAGCAGUCAGUGCAUCUGGAAGCCCAACUUGAUGCCCCCAGACCACGAGCGAAACUUCGGCUUCACUCAGUUUGCCCUGGAGCUGAAUGAGCUGACAGCAGAGCUGAAACGGUCGCUGCCUUCCACGGACACGCGGCUCCGGCCAGACCAGAGGUACCUGGAGGAGGGGAACAUACAGGCCGCCGAGGCCCAGAAGAGAAGGAUCGAGCAGCUUCAGCGAGACAGGCGCAGAGUGAUGGAGGAGAACAAUAUCGUCCACCAGGCUCGCUUCUUCAGGCGGCAGACAGACAGCAGCGGAAAGGAGUGGUGGGUGACGAACAACACGUACUGGCGGCUGCGGGCCGAGCCAGGCUACGGGAACCUGGACGGGGCUGUGCUCUGGUAGCCCUGGCCCCAGGGGCAGGAGGCUCCGCUUCCUCCCUCCUGCCUCCACCCCCACCACGGACACAUGGGGGAGGUCAGGCUCCCCCACUGACUGUCCUGGAGACCAAAGGGGCAGCCCUGGCUCUGACCCUCUCCCCUCUGCUGGCCAGAGGGGUUGCAUCUCAGCCCAUCGCCUACUCCAUGGUUGGGGUGGGAGGCAGGAUUUGUGCUUUCCCAGUCUUGUUGCCACAGACAACCAGCAUGUAAGACCCUUCUUGCUCUGUCAUCCCCCUUCCUGUCCCCUUUGGGGUACUUGGGGGAGACUCUAGGCUCUCCAGGAUCUGUUCCCCAUUUCAGUGCCUUCCUAGGACACAGGGGACCCCUUGAUGCUCCCCAGACUUCUAUGCCCAGGGCUCUGGCCCCAGCUGUGCGAUUGGAGUGAGUGAAGGAGAGGAGAUGGCCUUUUCUUCCACCCUGUCUCUCCCAUGCCCCUCUCCAGCAUCUUCAUCCCCGUGCCCUGGCUCAGUGGGGUGCCCUUCGCUUGGUCUCUGGCAAUCUCUCCCAUCCUCCUGGGUCCCCUUCUCCCAAACUGCAAAGCGCCUGCAGCUUCGAGCUCCUUUGUCCCUGGUCCUCAAGUCGUUUCCUUCAGUCUCAAUUCAGAGGUUCCCCCCAGAGCAGACAAGUCCUCUCUAAGAGGCUGGGGGCAGACUGAGCAGGCAGGAUGCCUGGCCUCAGACCCACUGGCAGUGCCUGAGCAUGUGUGAGAGUGUAAGUUUGUGUAGAAGCGUGUGUGUGUGUGUGUGUGCGCACCUGUGUACUGCUUGCAGGCGAGCAGGAUUCCUCAUGUAGCCCGGAUGUCCCCCUUGCUGUGUCUGCCACUGUUGCUGCUCAUUUUCGCAGUCUGCCUCUGAUUAAGGUGAAUCGCUAUGACAUUCCAAGCUCCAAUAAAGACUGUCCCACACUUUGGCCUGUGACCAUUCAUUUAAACGCACAUGUGCUCAAGCUCAGGGAAGGCCCAUGGCCACCCACUCACCUGGGCUCAAAAUCCAAAGUCCUCUCUCUCCCGCAAUCCUCACAUCUUGCCAGUUGUAUCUCAAGUGUCUCUCAGCUCUGGCCCCUUCUCUUGAUUGCACCUGGCUCAGGCUGGGCCCUUAUAAACCCUUGCCUAGACUAUUGUAGUAGCCUCAAAGCCUCCAGUCGCUUCCAUUUGAAUGCUGGCUUUCAGGGUGAUAUUUUCAAAGAGAAAUAUGGCACUUCAUGCCUGCUUCAAAUACAUCCAUUGUUUCUGAGUGUCUAGAGGAAAAAUCCAAACUCCAACCAGGCAGAAAACAAGGUGUGGUCCCUGUCCCCCUCUGGCGUAGAGGGCUGACCCCACACCCAGCAUCCUAGGUCAGGUCUGUUCUCCCCUCCGUGCCCCUAUCGGUGAGUGUUCAAGGAAAGGUGAGAGGACUAGAAGGGUCGGCCCUGCUCCCUUACCACCUGGGCUGAGCUCAGAUCACAGCUCUGUUAUUCCAAAGCUGUGUGAUCUUGGUCAAGGGCCUUACCUCUCUGUUCAGAGACUUCAUUCCCUCGUUUGGCUUCUUUUAUAUCUUAGAGGAGAAUGUAUGUGACGUGGCCCAGGCUCCUGAUUUCAUUAGUUGUCUCAGCCCCUCACCCCACCCCACUGCAACAACAGGCCCCAGGCCUGCCCUGGUUUGAUAGAUGUCCCUAGAGGAAGUCAUGCUUCGUCAGGGGAGUGACAGGAACAGGGGACCCCUGAGCUAUGGCAGCCCUUCCAAUCCUAGUCCUUUUCUUCUUCCCCCUCGCCCAGCUGUGGGGGAGGGGUGGUCGUCCACAUUCCCACAGCUUAUUUACGGAGAGUGUUGAAGUUAAAACAAACACACUUGUCCUGACACUACGUACCAGAAAUAACCUCAGCGCGCUCCAAAAAAAAGCCAAAGGCUGCACACACUCAGGAUCCUUUUAAAACAGGUGCACUGCCCUCCUGCAGCCUUUCCACUCAGAGCAACACAAAACCUGACUGACCAGCCUGUGUUCAACUUCCACAUAGUUUAAGAACCAGAGUUUCAACUAGACCAAAUCCCAAAGUUAUUUUGCAAAUGGAGACAGGAGACCAGCAACUCCUCUGCCCGUGGGAACCAAGCCUUCUGUGGCUUCUGCCAUCUAGACCAGCAUCCUCUCCCAGCCCAGGUGCCAGCUCAACAACGGGACAAUGGUCAGAUGGGUUUAGCUCUUGCUGGGGCAUUCCCUGCUGGAGGACUGUCCUCAGAAACCUUCCCCAUCUGGCCAGGGU
Diceros bicornis minor is the source of this 5499-nucleotide messenger RNA. RefSeq names its product oxysterol binding protein like 7 (gene OSBPL7). The transcript has 23 exons. Lineage: Eukaryota; Metazoa; Chordata; Mammalia; Perissodactyla; Rhinocerotidae. Gene Ontology annotation, molecular function: cholesterol binding. Gene Ontology annotation, cellular component: cytosol; plasma membrane; intracellular membrane-bounded organelle. The record is from RefSeq and is a predicted model, not a curated record. The coding region runs from base 700 to 3228 and encodes 842 amino acids.